Messenger RNA from Aricia agestis (brown argus), 6834 nucleotides. Its product is annotated as furin-like protease 2. Gene Ontology annotation, biological process: protein processing. NCBI's taxonomy places the organism in Eukaryota, Metazoa, Arthropoda, Insecta, Lepidoptera, Lycaenidae. The transcript has 14 exons. Gene Ontology annotation, molecular function: serine-type endopeptidase activity. Gene Ontology annotation, cellular component: Golgi membrane; trans-Golgi network. The record is from RefSeq and is a predicted model, not a curated record. Bases 259 to 4176 code for a protein of 1305 amino acids.
UCAGAUUUAGCGAUAAUUUAUUGUAUUUUUUGUUACUAACUUAUUGUUUUUGAAUGGACGUUUUAUCUUGAUAACAUCGCGGGGACGAUAUUAUUUAUAAUUCAGUGCUUUUAUGUACCAUGUUAGAUGUCAGAAGGUGUUUAAGUGGUGUAUAACGUGCUUGUGACUGCUUCAUAAUUGUAUGCAAAAAGGAGUAAAUAGAAUCGGUGGCGAGGCAUGCGUGAAUUGCGCGAGGCGUCAACUUGAUACAGUCGCGCGAUGUUGUCAUGGCGCCUGCUGGUACUGGUGCAGGUGUGCGCGAGCGUGCCGGAGCUGUACCACAACCAGUUCGCCGUCCACGUGCCGGGAGGUGAUCACCACGUGGAGGAUAUAGCGAGGAGGCACGGCUUUGAGAAUCACGGACAGAUCGGGUCGUUGAAGGGAUAUUACCUGUUGUCUCACCACGAGGUGCGGAAGAGGUCGACAGAACCCAGUCAUGAUCAUCACGAGAAGCUCAACAAUGAGCCUCAGGUCAGAUGGUUUGAGCAGCAGAGAGAGAGGCGUAGGGUGAAGCGAGACUACAACCCGUACGAAGCGCCUCUCUGGUCGCCGUUCCCAAGACGCCAACACCAGGCGUCCGCAACACAUAGGACCAGGCAUCGGGCUAUAACUCCAUCCUCCUUCUUCCCAGAUCCGUUGUUCAAGGAGCAAUGGUAUUUGGUGAGUAGAAACGGUGGUGCAAAGGAUGGCUUAGACAUGAAUGUGGCACCAGCGUGGCAAAAGGGAUAUACGGGAAAAAAUGUUGUGGUAUCGAUUCUUGAUGACGGAAUCCAAACUAAUCAUCCAGAUCUCGCCCAAAAUUACGACCCACUUGCUUCCACGGACAUUAACGGUAAUGACGACGAUCCGAUGCCUCAAGAUAAUGGUGACAAUAAACAUGGAACGAGAUGCGCCGGAGAAGUAGCUGCAGUGGCAUAUAACCAGUAUUGCGGUGUGGGUAUAGCGUAUAAUGCCAGUGUUGGAGGCGUCAGAAUGUUAGACGGUGUUGUAAAUGACGCAGUAGAAGCUAGGGCUUUAGGUCUUAAUCCAGAUCAUAUUGACAUAUACAGUGCCUCUUGGGGACCUGAAGAUGAUGGGAAGACUGUUGAUGGUCCUGGACCAUUAGCCAGAAGGGCAUUUAUUUAUGGCGUAACCAGUGGCAGACGUGGUAAAGGAAGCAUAUUCGUAUGGGCAUCAGGAAAUGGUGGUAGACACACAGAUUCAUGCAACUGUGAUGGUUAUACCAACAGCAUAUUCACAUUAUCGAUAUCAAGUGCGACCCAAGGUGGUUAUAAACCUUGGUACUUAGAAGAAUGUUCUUCAACACUAGCCUCGACGUACAGUUCGGGCACGCCUGGCCAUGAUAAAAGUGUUGCUACCGUAGACAUGGACGGACGGUUGAGGCCUGAUCAUAUUUGUACUGUCGAACAUACUGGGACAUCGGCUUCUGCUCCACUAGCUGCAGGUAUCUGUGCACUUGCCUUGGAAGCUAAUCCGGAGCUUACUUGGAGAGAUAUGCAAUAUUUAGUAGUUAUGACGUCACGACCUCAACCUCUAGAAAAAGAAUCCGGUUGGAUUGUAAAUGGAGUGAAGAGAAAAGUAAGUCACAAAUUCGGUUACGGCUUAAUGGACGCCUCGGAGAUGGUAAAUCUUGCUGAGCAGUGGAUUUCGGUACCGCCUCAACAUAUAUGCAAGUCCCAGGAAAUAAACGAGGACAAGGCUAUCGAAUCUUCGUAUGGAUACACAUUAAAUGCGCAUAUGGAUGUGACUGGAUGCAGCGGAACAGUGAACGAAGUCCGUUAUCUCGAGCACGUACAAUGUAAAAUUACAUUGAGGUUUUAUCCAAGAGGGAACUUGCGCAUUUUGCUGACUUCCCCCAUGGGGACUACGUCCACGUUGCUUUUCGAGAGACCACGCGAUGUAAUUAGCUCUAAUUUCGAUGACUGGCCAUUCUUGAGUGUGCACUUCUGGGGAGAACGUGCGGAGGGUCGAUGGACCCUACAAAUUGUAAAUGCCGGUAACAGAAAUGUUAAUCAGCCUGGUAUUUUGAAGAAAUGGCAGCUAAUAUUUUACGGAACCGCUACCGAUCCGGUUAGAUUAAGAACAAAGAGGCCACAUUUGGCGCCACAGUAUGCUUUCCCCACCGGCGCCGACACUUACGAUAAUUCCGGUGACCCUUUUUACAACACUGACGCGUUUAACAAUUACCAGAACUUUCCAUCCCUAUUCGCUGCCGGGUCCGACCCCGAAAAGGCAGUAGCUAGUCUCGAUGGGCAGACGAUCCCUUCGCAUGGGGAGACCGCCCACUCUGAUAGUAAUGAUAAACGCGUCAUGUAUGACUGUGAUUCCGAAUGCGAUUCCCAAGGCUGCUAUGGAAAAGGACCUUCGCAAUGUGUCGCUUGUAAACAGUAUAAACUAGACGACACGUGUGUAUCCCGCUGUCCCCCGAGAAGUUAUGCUAACAAAGGUGGAGUCUGUUUACCGUGCCAUGAGUCAUGCGAAACUUGUGUGGGGCCAGGUCAGGAGUCAUGUUUGACUUGCGCCAUUGCUCAUUUCCUCGUGGAAGAUUUGGCCGUGUGUAUGCAACAGUGUCCCGAUGGAUAUUGGGCCGACAACGAUGCAGCAGUAUGUAGACCGUGUGCCUCACAUUGCUCCACAUGCUCCGAGCGAGCAAAUGUGUGCACGUCGUGUGAACAUCAUCUAGUCCUUUACAACGGUACCUGUACCGCAUCAUGUCCACCUUCGACCUAUGAGACUGAAGACUACAACUGUGGCAAAUGUCACGAGUCCUGUGAUACAUGCACAGGGCCUAAAGAUUCACAGUGUGUUAGUUGCCACGCUACCUAUUAUCUGUUAGAUGGAAAAUGUUUGAAUGUAUGUCCCAGUGGAUACUAUGCUGACAAAAAGAGAAAAGAAUGCAUGAAAUGCCCCGUUGGUUGCGAGACGUGUUUGAGCGGAUUGUGCUCAUCCUGUAAGCCCAACUGGGAUUUAAACAAAAAAGGCAAAUGUAUCCAACGCAACAGCGAUCGCUGCAGUGCCAAAGAAUACUCUGACGGCACCAAGUGUCAUGGAUGCCAUGAAAAGUGUGAGUCCUGCUAUGGUGAUGACGAUGAGAAGUGCCUUACAUGUCCAGCGACGAAUCUGAUUGAAGAUCAUAGAUGUGUGAACCAAUGUAGCGAUGGUUACUACACGGAGUCGGGUAGAUGCGUGCGUUGUUUGAGCGGGUGUGCCGAUUGCGUGUCCCGACUGAACUGUACAUCGUGUGUCGGAGCCCUGAAGCUUCAAUCCGGAGCUUGUAGGACUACUUGUGCUGACGGCUACUACGCGGAUCGCGGCACCUGUUCGAAAUGCUACCUCUCGUGUCGGACGUGUAUCGGUCCCGGUCGUGCCCAGUGCGCCUCCUGCCCGUCGGGAUGGAAGCUGGCGGCGGGCGAGUGCCAUCCGGAGUGUCCUCAAGGUUUCUACCAAAGCGGCGACGGAUGCCGCCACUGCCACCACUACUGCCGCGAGUGCGAUGGCUCCGGCCCGCUCCAGUGCAAGUCCUGCCCGCCCCGCUUUAUGCUCGACGGCGGGAUUUGUAUGGAGUGCGUCGGCUCGCAGUACUACGAGGCCAGCAAUGGAACGUGCAAGGCCUGCCAUGAUACGUGUCGAACGUGCUCGGGCCCGGGCGAGUUCAGCUGUACAGGGUGUUCUAGGCCUUUGAGAUUAGAUAGGUUAAACAAUCAGUGUGUCCGCUGCUGUUCGGAGAGUACAAAAUCUUCUGACUGUUGCCAUUGUCAUCCUGAGACUGGUGAGUGUAUAAACUCAUCGGCUGAGAAGCGGCGCAUCGCGGAGUGGGGCGCGCUACACACCGCCGAGGGGGAUCGCGAGCUCGGCGCCUCGUCGCUCGCGCUCGCUGCGGUCGCGACGGUCGCUGCGGUCGCGCUCGUUGUUAUAGUCGUAACACAGAUACGCAAAACGCGCUCGUCCAACGUUCGCGUGCAUGGCGCGGUGUAUUCGCCGCUCGCGUGCAACGACGACGGAGACGCGCUCCUCAAACACACGGCGUUCCCCGUGUGCGAGCGAGACGGCGAACACGCUCGCGAGAGGGACGGCGAACAUGUUCGCGAGCGCGCCUGCGAACACGAGGACGAGCCGCUCCUAGAACAUUCCGCGUAACUCGCGCUGUGAUUCUAGAUGUAAGUGAUCAAAUAAGAUAGUAGUGAAUAUAGGCUUGUGGCCGGUUUGUGAUGUUUUUUGACGGGAGUUUAUCUACUGAAUAGUAUUGAUAAUUUGUUAAUAUUAAAACGUCAACUAAAAUCACUGUAGAGUAAAUAAACUUUUGUCAAGAAGCCCCCGAAAUCGGGCAUUAGACAUCGCUUAUUAUGAUGACGAAAUUAGAAAUUUAAAAAAGUGGGAGGGUAGGUUUCGAAUUUUGUCAUCAUGAUCGGCAAAGACAUAGCCUGGAGUCCAAUUUGAUGCAAUACAAAUAUAGAAAUGCUCCAGUAAGCUGUUGAAAUUUGUAAAUUGGUAGUAUGUUUGACAUUAUAGACAAAGAGCUAGCGACUUGUUUUCAGAGGCUAAGCAUGUAACAUAUAAAUUGUACUAAAACGUGUCAUAGUUAUUUUUAUGAAAAUAGUCAUAAUGUUUAAAACAUUGCUCCCUCUAACCAAUAAUCCGAUUAAGAUAACAAAUUAUUUUUAUAAGCCCACUUUUAGUUUUUGGCCAUAAAAGGACCAUUCUGUGACCACUGUAAAUAAAAGUAGAAAAUAUAAUAAAUCUUUAGAAAUAAGGUAAACUUGCUCACUUUGUUAUUUCGACAAACAUUUAAAAUUGCACAGAAAAUAAUCUUGUUUGGUCUUGAAAUUGUGCACUUAAAAAAUCUUAUUUAAACAUUAACUUCGGUGGGGCUAUUCACAAUUGCCGUUUGAAUUAGAUUCGAAAAUUUACCGCGCGUUUUUUAGUCUAUUGGUCGACUUGGCGUGCGUUUAUUGAUCAACGCGUAGCGCGGCGUUCGUUUAUUGGUCAACUUUAAACACGCCUUGCGCGUAUUGGUCAACGCUAAACUCCGCUUGCACUUAUUGGUCAACACUUUGCGUGUGCGUUUAUUGGCUGCCAACCAUUGUAUUUGGCGAAUCGGAAUCGAAUUGUGAAUCCUCCACUCUAGAUUAACAAAACCAUAGUUCCUAAAACUAAACACUAACCAGCUUUUUGUCUAUUUUUGUUGGUGAGUUAUGACGAGGGUUAAUUUUACGUCUCUCGUUAUUUUGUUAUUACUCCGCCCAUCGGGAGAAAUCUGCGUGAUUUGGGGAUGUUACGGAGUUUAUCUCACAAAUAGCCCGAGGCUCGAAUAAAGCCCGUUUACAUUUCGUUAAUCAGUGUAAUGUCUUGCUAUUCAUUGUGAUGCUAGAAAAUACAUACAUUUUGCUUGACAAAACCUCUUGUUGAUUUGUUUGAUUGUUGAUUUCGAUUUUUGUUUGCGCCAAGGUUUGGUGCCAGGAAAUGUUUUUUUUUUUAAUUUGACUAUAAUUGGCAAAGUAUUAUCACACCGAGCUCUUUCAAAACUGAACUAGUAAGGGCCCUUCCACACGACGUUUUUUUUGUUUCGUUUUCGCGAACAUAGCUUUGAACAUAGCGGGGAACGACGGGAUGAGGGGCGCGCGCCCCGUAUCUCCCACUGCGAUAUAAACGCGAUACGUCCUAGUUGCGUUCGAAAAACGUGCGUUUGUAUCGAUACAAAAAUAAGGAUCGUGUGUAGAGGUUAAAACGUGUCGGCUUCCUUGCGUUUGCUGAGCGUUUAACUUGCGCUUGUAUCGAUACAAACGUGCGUAAAAAAAACUUCGUGUGGAAGAGCCCUAAGUGUACAACACACGAGCGAAGCGAACAUUAGCUAAUAAAUUGUUCGCGAACAUAACGUCAAACAUUUUUUCUCCUCUGUCUGCCUAGUGUCUCAAUCAAUCCUAUUCUCAGUGUUUUAUCUUUUCUCAGUCUGAAACGCUCUUAGCUAACUGUUCUGUCACUUUGGUAUAGGUCCUAAAUAUUUGAUGGACUACACUUAGAAUAUUGUUCAAUCCGAAAUACGCCGAUCCCCUAGAGAAUAAAGCUAAUCUCGUCUUUGGAAAUUGUUUCUGUGCCGUAUUAGGAUUCUCUACCCAGUAAAUUCCAAGUCAAAUAGCUUUUUAACCGACUGCGGAGGAAGAUGGGUAACGAUUUUGUCUUUGUAUAGUGUAUAAUGAUAUAUUUGUUUGUACGUUGUGUCUAAACUGUUUAUGUGGUUUUUAUUAAUGAGGUCCCAAUUAUUAUUUUUAAUGUUCCGGGUAAAUUAAACUAAAUAACUGUUGUAGUCUCGUUUAUAAUUUUCAACUUAUAUUUUCAUUUGAAAAUCUUAGAUAUUUUUAUAUUCCUUGCUGGAGCCACAGAAGAGUUCCGAAAGUGUAAAUCUCUAGCCAGUUUUAAGAUAAAAUAUAAUAUUUUCAUAAUGUUGACUCAGUAAUUACUUGAACAUUCAAUGUAAGUACUAAGGCAACGAAAUCUAUAUUUGGGUUAACUCUCCAAAUGUGGCCGUCUUCCCCCACAGUCAACAGUCAAACAUUCCCAACUAGUUGGGUUCAGUUUGCUCAGUGAUCAAUACUAACAUAUUGUGUAUGACCUCAUACGGAAUAUUCGUAAUAAUACCCUUUACAAACCUUGUAAUACUUUAAAGCCACCCCUAUACCCCCUUUCAUUACGUAAAAUAUUAAAUCAAUAGAGCCUUAAACUACCCAAUACAUUUUCCCAUGGUUUAAAAAUGUCUAGACUCUAGGGCGUUUUUUUUUGCCCAUAAAAUACAUUUUUUGU